This is a messenger RNA of Aspergillus heteromorphus CBS 117.55, 828 nucleotides long. RefSeq lists its product as uncharacterized. The coding region runs from base 1 to 828 and encodes 275 amino acids. The record is from RefSeq and is a predicted model, not a curated record. The transcript is spliced from 4 exons. Lineage: Eukaryota; Fungi; Ascomycota; Eurotiomycetes; Eurotiales; Aspergillaceae.
AUGUCGCUCUUCCUUGCAUCGGCCAGGGCGACUCCAUCGCGACUCCUUCAAACCACAUUCACCGCGCAACGCAGCUUCAGUACCCCGAAAUCCUCGAAGCCAUGGCCGCGGAAGGAGUGGUUGUGUAUGAUCCGUGAGAAGCCAAACACUGCCAAAUUGAGACAACGAUAUCUCGGCCCUCACCUCAGGAGGAUGAGGCGUCUGUCGGAGGAGAACAAAAUAGUGUCAGAUGGCAAUAUGUGUCUUGCGCAUCCGGAAUAUAAAGGCGAGAAAGUACCCACUACGGGCAGUCUGAUCACCUUUGUUGCCGACUCAGAAGCGGACGUUCGUUCGCUCAUUCAGCAGGAUGUUUUAGCGGAGAAAGGUGUCUGGGAUGUGGAAAAUGCUGUUGUGGUUCCGUACGUUGUGUCUUUCCGCUCCCCAAUCGACUACACAGCAAACGAAGUCCUCGCAAAUGCCUUUAGUUUAAUGGGGGCAUUGCAGCCUUCGGCGGCGAGCACAAAAAACAAACGCAAAUUUGUCUUGUCGAGCUCUGAGAAUAUUAACAAAUCCGAGGAUGGCUCCAUAAAUGCGGAACCGGAUGCCAGCGUCGCCGAGUCGAAGGGCACCCCAGCGACUGAGACAGCGUCCGGCUCUGACAAGGCCGCGCCCGAAGAUGGAAAGCCCGUUGCGCAGGAUGCUGAGACGGCGUCCGGCUCUGACAAGACCGCGCCUGAAGAUGGAAAGCCCGUUGCGCAGGAUGCUGAGACGGCGUCCGGCUCUGACAAGGCCGCGCUGGAAGAUGGAAAGUCCGUUGCGCAGGAUGAGAAGGAAGCCGAUCACAAAUAA